This is a messenger RNA of Acanthoscelides obtectus, 1659 nucleotides long. NCBI's taxonomy places the organism in Eukaryota, Metazoa, Arthropoda, Insecta, Coleoptera, Chrysomelidae. The record is from the annotation of a GenBank genome assembly.
GUUUUUGUGAUGUAAACAGCUUAUUCAGGGCCGUGUAUAUUUUUGUUUGUGGUGUAUGCCUGUGUGGUUCAGAAUUGUGGAAGUUUUGCACAGUUGAGUUUAAGUGCUUAAAAAGAAAAAAUGGAACAGGAAAAUCAGUUGUAUGGCAAAGAAUUUGAAGUCCUCGAAGUGCCCUGUGAUCAUGUUAAAAGUGAAAAAGAGCCAGUUUCAGUGAUGCAAAAAGAAAAUAUAAAGGUGGAAAAUAACUUUGAGGGAAAUAAAUCUGAAAUCACCCAUGUAUUUAUUAAAGAUGAGUAUGGCCAAUGUAUUAACACGGGUCUUGAUAAUACAGUUGCUGUUUCAGAUAGAUCCUAUAAAGCACCUGAUAAAAUAGCAAAUUUUGAUCAUAAUUUUAUAAGGUUUGGAGUUCUCAAAAGGCAUGAUAAAAAAAUAGAGUUCCAAAAGGACUUGGAUAAUAUCAUAUACAAAGUUACAGAAGAUUCUGACCAACUGACUAUUAAAAAAGAGAAUGAUGAACAACGAUUCAUCAAUGAAGGCACAGAAAUCGUUUUAAACAGAGCAGCAGCUGAGCAUGAUUUCACUAAACCCUUGAUAAAAUGUGAAGCCCUUGAAGAAUUGAAGUUGGACACCGAUUUGGAUAUUGAGACCUGUGGAAGUACAGAAAACAUUGAGGAGUACAUGUUUACAAAUGAUAAUGAUCAUAUUUUGAAACAGCCUAGGGCAGAUGGAAUUCAUAAGCCCAAUGAUUGUGUUCACUGUGAUAUGACGUUCAGUGUAAAAAGAAAUUUAGAUGAUCAUAUUAUCAGGAAACAUCCUGACUUUAUUGCUGAGGUUUCUAGUAAAAUAUAUGCAUGUGCACAUUGUACAUUUAAAACUACCAUUAAAGAAGGUUUAGUUCGUCAUAUGCGGAAACGUCCGGGCGCAGAAAGUGACUAUAAGCCUAAAAAAUGUGUUCACUGUAAUGUGACAUUCAGAAUAAAAAGAACUUUAGAUGAUCAUAUUAUCAGGAAACAUCCUGACUUUAUUGCGGAGGUAUCUACUAAAAUACAUGCAUGUACACAUUGUACAUACAAAAGUACCAUUAAAGAAAACUUAGUUCAACAUAUGCUGAAACAUCCUGAAGCAGAAGGUAGACAUAUGGAUAAACAUAUGGAGGCAGAAGGUGGCUGUGAGCCUAAGUCGUGUUUUCACUGCAACGCAACAUUCAAGAGUAAGAGAAAUUUGGAUGACCAUAUAGUUAAGAAUCAUCCAGGUUUUACUGCUGAGAUUUCUAGUAAAAUACAUGUAUGUGCACAUUGCACAUAUAAAACUGCCAGGAAAGAUGGUUUAGUUCGGCAUCUGCUGAUCCAUUCUGGGGCAGAAGACGACACCAAGCUUAAAAAAUGUGUUCACUGUAAUGGGGCGUUCAGACGUAAGACAACUUUGGAUGAUCAUAUAAUUAAAAAACAUCCUGGCUAUAUUUCAUCAGUUUCAAGUAAAGUUCAUGAAUGCAUAUAUUGCAUGUACAAAACUACCAUCAAGGGUAAGCUUGCUAAGCAUAUGUUGAACCAUCCUGAUUUUACUGCAUAUAAAAGUAGCAUUAAAGGAAACCUAGUUAAACAUAUGCUGAAACAUCCUGGAGCAAAAGUGGUGCUUGAAGAUGUUCAUAAUGAGUGUUAG